CCGCCCGCCUGACUCAUUCAAGAUGGCCGCCCAGGGCGAUGUGAGAUGGUCACGGCUAUUACUGUGGAGGUUGUGGCAGGCCCGGGGGGUUCCACAAAACUUGGGAUUGGGCCUGGGCCUAGAAGCGAGAACUUAUUCCCGGAGCGACGGCCCGUACUCGCGCACGGCGCUGUAUGAGCUGCUCGGCGUCCCCUCCACGGCCACGCAGGCGCAGAUCAAGGCGGCUUACUACCGGCAGAGCUUCCUUUACCACCCGGACCGCAACGCCGGGAGCGCCGAGGCUGCCGAGCGGUUCACGCGCAUCUCCCAGGCCUACGUGGUGCUGGGCAGUACCACCCUGCGUCGCAAGUAUGACCGCGGCCUGCUCAGCGACGAGGACCUGCGUGGCCCCGGGGUCCGGCCUUCCAAGACGCCCGCCACCGACCCCGACUCGCCCCGCACCCAGCCGCCUGCCUCUCGGACCCAGGGCCGCGGUCAGGCCUCGUCGGGAGCCAACCGCACCAUGUUCGACUUUGACGCCUUCUACCAGGCGCACUACGGCGAGCAGCUGGAGCGCGAGCGGCGCCUGAGGGCCCGGCGGGAGGCCCUUCGCAAGCAGCGGGAGGACCAGGCCAAGAAAGGCUUACGCUGGGACGAGGCCCGAGACACGGCUUUAUUCGUGGUUCUGCUCACAGUUUUCAUCAUCAUGGGUUUUCGUUUUUAAUCGGAGAGCGGAGGGAAGGGGAGCAGCCGCGCCACCGCCCCCCCAACCCCCAAGAAAACGGCCUUUCCUGUCUUCUUGAACCCGUUGCCUCCAUUGUCUGCUGUUGUCUACCUCUACUGGGGUCCGAAGGAACUGCUCUCCCCUUUCCCUUCCCCACCCGGCCAGCUUAGCCAUUGACCUGCAUAUCCCUACCCUUCUGGUCCAGAAAAGGAGGCUUUUUGAUGCCCAAGAAAAAGGCUCCCAAUGAGGAGUCCCGAAAGCCCGAGAGUGAGGGGUUUCCUGGAGGCCCUGGGGUGCCUGCUUCCAGAUGAUGUCAAUUUCUGGAACACUUGCUGUGGCUUUCCUGUAAAGCUCCGAGCAAGACUCGUCUGCUCCUGCCCCACGUGUGUAGCGUGGGGCUCCUCUGUAACCUUGAAACGUGCAAUGUGACCAAUUGUGACUGCCAAAAGAAAAAUUCUGGGGUGAUAAGAAACUUGUCUUUCUGUGAGUUCCCCAAGCCACAGGUGAGACCCAGUGUAGGGUAAGGAUGUGAUCUGUGGGAACCUGGCCAUUCUUUGGUGGUCAGACCCCACUCCGCCUUCUGUUGGUGGUGAGUGUGAGUGGGAAAGAAAGCAAGGUCAUGAGAGUAAGGAAUGAGCCUUCCUGUUCCCAUGCUUAUCUAAUGUAUGACCUCGGAGAGGUUACUCUGUGGGCGUGAUGGCAGAGGAGCAAAUCGUUUGCUCUCUUUCGGUCUGUCACACUUGAUUAUCCAUGUUCUAAUAGGCUCAGUGAUUAAAGUAUGAUGCCAGGGUCUUCCCUGGCGGUCCAGUGGCUAAGACUCCGUGCUUCCACUGCAGGGGGCACAGGUUCAAUCCCUGGUUGAAGAACUAAGAUCCCACAUGGUGCAGCAGCAGGGGGGAAAAAGAAAAAAAAUAUAUA
Molecule: messenger RNA, 1621 nt
Organism: Orcinus orca (killer whale)
Lineage: Eukaryota; Metazoa; Chordata; Mammalia; Artiodactyla; Delphinidae
Gene: DNAJC30
Product: DnaJ heat shock protein family (Hsp40) member C30
Exons: 1
Coding region: 23-703 (226 amino acids)
Source: RefSeq, a predicted model, not a curated record